This is a messenger RNA of Sinocyclocheilus rhinocerous, 1985 nucleotides long. RefSeq lists its product as uncharacterized. NCBI's taxonomy places the organism in Eukaryota, Metazoa, Chordata, Actinopteri, Cypriniformes, Cyprinidae. The coding region runs from base 40 to 1365 and encodes 441 amino acids. Gene Ontology annotation, cellular component: THO complex part of transcription export complex. Gene Ontology annotation, biological process: mRNA export from nucleus; signal transduction. Gene Ontology annotation, molecular function: protein binding. The record is from RefSeq and is a predicted model, not a curated record. The transcript is spliced from 14 exons.
GUGUGUGUGUGUGUGUGUGUGUGUCAGUGUGUUUCGUGAAUGGGCUCCGGUUUGACUGGGAUUAUCGUCUCUUAUCUGCACACAUCAGCUCGCGGCGAGCGAAUAAUGGUCGCACACAUGGCGCAUUCUGGAGAAACUGCGGAGCUGAGCGACGGGAAUGGAGAGGUUUCACCAUCAGACCUGAAGGAUCAUCCUGCUGAAAGGUCUCACAGCAGUGCAGAUAACACAUCAGCUGAGGAGAGCUCGGAGGAAGAGGAAACCCAUGAAGAGGAAGAGGAAAGAGAUUCAGACUCCGACACGAGACCCAGAGCAGAAGAUCACCGUGACGAGCAGCGUCAGGCCAGCUGUGAGAAGUGUAAAGCUCUGAAGAAUCCCAAAUAUGAGCUCGUCACCCCCAGGAAGAUGUCUCAAGAUCGGCUACAGCUGCAGCUGGAUGCGGAGGGUGUGUAUGAGUGUUCAGACACGGGGCUGGUGUUCGAGGUCUCUCAGCGUGUGAAGAUCACCUACUGCGUUCUCUCCUGGAGCAAGUUUAGCACCUACUUGACUGGAUCCUGGAAAUUUGCUGGUCCCAUUUUCGAUGUGGACUGCGAUCCGUCUAUCCUCAAAUCCGUGCAGUUCCCGCACUCACUGUGUCUAGCAGCAGAUAAAGACAACGAGGUGAAGUUCAGCGUGCUGCAUGUGAAGAACAGCCGUGGUCUGAUCGAGCCCUCUGCGGAUCACUCCGGCAGUCACGUCAGGUGGAACGUGUCGUCUCUUUCGCCCGUGGGUCCGAUUGUUCAGACGUCUAAAUCAGCAGAGCAUCAUGGGGUUGUGCAGGUGUUCAAGGAGGUGGGCCAUGAGAACUCCUUCUCCUUCAGAGUUUACCUGGCUGGAAACAACUGCUCCGACAUCAAGGACAUCAGGAGGGCCGUUCGGCGGGCGAACAACUGUAAGAACAACAAGAGGUACAUACAAGUAGACAAGCCGCCCACAUGCAUGUUACUUCGAGAGAGGUGUUUACAAUUAAUACACAAGCACAGUAAGAAAGCGCGCGGCAUUGACGAGGCCGACUGUAACGCGACGGCCGCGGCUCCGGACCUGACGGACCAGCAGCUGAUGCAGGUGGCCAAACGCAUGGGGAGGGAGUGGAAGGUCGUGGCCAUCAGCUGUCUGGGCCUCAGCAAGCAGGACCUGGAGGAGAUGGAGGCCGCUGAGGAGAGCGUGACCAUGCUGAAGUUCAACAUGCUGGAGCGCUGGAGACGACGACAGCCCAAGGGGAAAGCGGGAAUUCAGGAUCUCCUCAAGUGUUUGAAAGACAACGAUGACGUGCCUAAUGAGGUCAUUGCUGCGCUGGACGAGAUGCUACAAAAGAACUCAGCCACAUGAACAUUAGCUGUCUGGAGUCUGUGGACCGAGAGAUGGUCAGGAGUCAUCUUAACCUCUGUUCGAGAGCGAUGGAGACGUCCUGGAAGAGCAGGCCGGUCGCGCUCUAAUCUGGACGGAGAUGUUUGUGCUCCGACUGGAAUCUGGUGCUUUCAGGAACACUGAGCUCUGAAUACACCAGACACGCUUAGUACGUCUGUAGACUGGUACACUUUGCAUGCAUCUCUUUAUUUUGCGCUUGUGUUUGUAUAUAUUUUAAGAUACUGUACAUAUGUGAAUGUCUUUGUAAGGACUGUACUGUAAGUAGAACUCUGUUUGUUUUGUUGCAUUAUGAGCUGUGAUCAUCUGCACUUGUUUUUGAGGAACAGGCUGAUUUUGAUCUCAGGUGCCAUCGUUCUCUGAUGGUUAUGGACUGACGUUAUAGUAAAUAUGAUAUCAUGAUAUUCAUGCAGAUACGGGCUCCAUCCACACACGUGUAAUCAUCACUGUUCGUGUGAACGUCCACACAUGUGACUGGAAGCGUCUCUGUAGCGUUUGUUGGGUAACCUGUACGAUGCGCUGUCUCAGGGGAGUCUUUAUUCUGACCUUUCUUUGAAUCAAUAAAUCAUGAAAAUGAAUGAAAA